Molecule: messenger RNA, 686 nt
Organism: Gossypium arboreum
Lineage: Eukaryota; Viridiplantae; Streptophyta; Magnoliopsida; Malvales; Malvaceae
Product: CLAVATA3/ESR (CLE)-related protein 41-like
Exons: 1
Coding region: 153-539 (128 amino acids)
Biological process (GO): xylem development
Cellular component (GO): apoplast
Molecular function (GO): receptor serine/threonine kinase binding
Source: RefSeq, a predicted model, not a curated record
AUGUCAAGUUGGUUUCCCACUUUUCUUUUUAAUUUUGUUUCUUCAACAAAUGUGUAUUUGAAUUCCAAACCUUACUUUCCACUCACUUCUACUAAAAACUUUCUUUUCUUUUCAAAUUCCCCUUCCCCCACCUCUAGCGUUGGUGCUGGUUCAUGGAUAUUGAACCCUUGUGGGAUCUUGGGGGGUGGUUUUUUAUUUUCAUUGAUUGCAUGGCAGCUACACCUAAAACACCAUCAUCAUCAUCAUCAUCAUCCAUAGUGGCUGAGACCUUUGCCAAAUCCCACUCUCUCCUUUUCCUUCUCACCCUUUUCUUCAUUUUCCUUCUACUCCUUAACCCUAAACCCACAAAUUACCCCAUGGACUCACCCAAUGGCACCCCUUCUAUCCCUUUCAAAAGGCUUCUUUUAGAUGCUUCCUCAAACAUGAAUUUGCAUCCCAAGCAAACACGAACCUUGGGUACGUCGUCUUCGUCACGUAGAGAGUUUGGAGCCGAAGCUCACGAGGUUCCGAGCGGUCCCAACCCUAUUUCCAAUAGGUGAUGUAAUCGGAGUUGAAGCUUGAAGAACAUGGAAUAUGUGACAAAAAAAAAAAGUUAUAUUGUUAAUUUGUUUUUGUGAUAUCUUUAUGCCUAGCUACUUAUAUUUUUAGAUCCUCCAUUAAUAUAUUUGUUGUCCUUUUUGUGAUGA